Molecule: messenger RNA, 1084 nt
Organism: Zingiber officinale
Lineage: Eukaryota; Viridiplantae; Streptophyta; Magnoliopsida; Zingiberales; Zingiberaceae
Product: F-box/FBD/LRR-repeat protein At1g51370-like
Exons: 2
Coding region: 112-768 (218 amino acids)
Molecular function (GO): protein binding
Source: RefSeq, a predicted model, not a curated record
CGUGACUUUCCGUUAAUUUUCUGGAUUAAAUAAUCGCUCUAUCAACGGAGCCCUAGAGAUCGCGGCCGCUGCCUCCCACGCCGCCGCGGUCUUCUUCCUCUCUCUCCUUCCAUGGACGAGUUCGCCAGCAGCCCCCGCCGCGUUCGUCGGCGCGUGCUGUCGGAUGAGGAAGACUACCUCAGCGGUCUCCCCGACGAGCUUCUCCACCACAUCCUCUCCUUCCUCCCAACCCGAGACUCGAUCCGCACCUCCCUCCUCGCCCGCCGGUGGCGCCGCGUCUGGGCCUCCGUCCCCGCCAUCGACUUCUCCUACACUAACGAGAUAAUUAAUCCCGACACCGUCGGCCGCUUCCUCUCCGCCCGCAGCGACUCUCACUCCGUCUCUCGCCUUCGCCUCCCCGGACUCGGCCUCCAGCGCAUCCAAUCUCCCAUCUGCAACUUGCUCGACUACGCCAAAUCCCACGGCACUCAAGACGCGACCCUCCACUGCCACUCCUUAGACCCUUCCCUACUCGACGAUCUGCUCCAUUGGCCAUCACUCGCGUCGCUGAAUCUGAAAGCUCUAGGAUGCCAGAACUGCACAUUAGCGUUCAAUUCCAUCGCCCUCAGCAACCUCAGGACCCUUUUCCUCAGACUCGGUGAAGCUGCAAUUCCCAACGAGACCUUGACAAAGCUGCUCUCGGGCUGCCCUCUUUUAGAAGAACUAAAACUAAGUGCAGAAUAUCCCCAACACGAAACCAUUCAAAUAGAAGCUCCAAAUCUUCUCUGAUUGACUGUGAUUCCUACUCCAAAGAAGCUUCAAACUCCUUGGCCUCUGUUCGAUUAUACCAAAUUUGGCUCUUUGGAAAAUUUGCUCAGACUCUAUUCAAUGUGAUUGUGACUGCUGUAGUUGUAAUUGUCUUAGAUACAUGUCGUUCAGGCUUUCCUAAAUUCCUGAAACAACGGGAAGGGUUUCCCAUCUUUCACAAACUGCUCCAGUUGGAGAUCAAAAUGUAUGUCACAAAGAAGUUCAGCCUGGACGUCGUGUUUGAUCUUCUUCAAUGUACACCGAAACUGCAGUCGCUCGUUUUAAUUUUAAUUGAGUA